Phycodurus eques (leafy seadragon) is the source of this 2282-nucleotide messenger RNA. RefSeq names its product RanBP-type and C3HC4-type zinc finger containing 1 (gene rbck1). Bases 144 to 1814 code for a protein of 556 amino acids. The record is from RefSeq and is a predicted model, not a curated record. Gene Ontology annotation, molecular function: ubiquitin-protein transferase activity; ubiquitin binding. Gene Ontology annotation, cellular component: LUBAC complex. Gene Ontology annotation, biological process: proteasome-mediated ubiquitin-dependent protein catabolic process; protein linear polyubiquitination; positive regulation of canonical NF-kappaB signal transduction. Lineage: Eukaryota; Metazoa; Chordata; Actinopteri; Syngnathiformes; Syngnathidae. The transcript is spliced from 14 exons.
AUUUCAAUUCCACCUUUCCGGAGUCUCCUCUUCGCGGAGGAGUCAAUUCACCACUUUUUUUUACUUUUACUUUUGUUUCUGGCGACGUACGUGACAAUAAGGCGCUCGUGGACGACGACAACUAACUCAUCGUUCCAGAUGAAAUGGCCACUCGCUUGGCGUCGAAUGGCACUUUAAACGACGCGGAGGAGCUGACAAAACAGCUGAGUGAAGCUCUGAGCAUCGGGAAUGAAGAGGAGGCGGUCACACUGAGCCUGAAGUUGUGCCGACUUUCUCUGCCGGUGUGCGUCAGCAUUAGCAGCCCGGUGUACCCUGCGGACGUCAUCAGGUUGGCGGUGGGUGUGGAAGACGCAGAGUCCAACGCCGCAGUGUUGGUGACUGUGAUGGUUACGUGCGGAAUGACCAUCUCCCAACUCAAAGACGAGUUCAACCAGAUAUACGGCUUCCACCCGACGCUGCAGCGCUGGAUGAUCGGGAAGCGCUUGGCACGCGACCACGAGACGCUGCACAGUCACGGCGUUCGCAGCGACGGCGACUGGGCUUUCCUGUUUAUCGUGUCUGCCCACGCUUCUCAUCUCACGUGGCAGCGGCACCAUCUGAACGAACAGCAGCGUCGCCUUGAGGGCAUCACGGAAGAGACGAUUAAAGCGAUUUCCAAAGGGAAUGAUGGGGAGAAGUCUCCUUCAGCGGUGUUGCCACCUCUUCCUCCUCCUCCCCUUCCUGCUCCUGCUCCUCCUCCUCAUCCUCCUCCUCUUCUUCCUCUUCCUCAUCGUCCUCCUCCUCCUCCUCCUCCUCUUCUUCCUCUUCCUAAUCGUCCUCCUCCUCCUCCUCCCCUUCCUCCUCCUCGAGUUAAACCUCCCCCGCAUCAGCCGGGCUGGGCGUGUCCUCGUUGUACAUUCGUCAACAAGCCAACUCGUCCCGGAUGUCAGCUGUGCGGCGAGGAGAGGCCAGAGGAUUACCACGUCCCUGAAGGCCACAAACCGGUCGGGGACGAGGCUAAGCGGCUUCAGAGGGAGAUGCGGGCCAUGUUCCUUUCAGAAAAGCGCUUAAAGGUUCAGAAAACAAAGCGACAGCUCAACUACUUGCAAUUGCUGCAGACCGACGAUCUGAACAUCGUUCCCACUACCUCAGAGACUAACUGUCCCAUCUGCUUCUGUGCUCUGGAGCCAGGCAUGGGCGUGGUGCUCAGGGAGUGUCUGCACACCUUCUGCAGGGAAUGUUUGCGGGGGACCAUCAUGAACUGUCAGGAUGCUGAGGUGUCCUGUCCCGAGCGGUGCGAUAUGAAGCUCGUCGAUCGAGAGAUCAAAGCGCUGCUCACGGAGCAGGAGCACGAGCGUUUUCUGGAACGACGUCUGCUUGUCGCCGAGAGGCGCCUUGAGCGCACCUUCCACUGUCGCACGCCCAACUGUCGAGGCUGGUGCAUCUAUGAGGACGCAGUCAACCAAUUCCACUGUCAGCUCUGCGGCCAAGUCAGCUGCAUUAUCUGCAUGGCUAUUCAUGAGGACAUGAAUUGUCAGGAGUAUCAAGAGGACCUCCGCAUCCGGGCGGAAAAUGAUGAGGAGGCGCAGCAGACGCAACAGCUGCUGAAGCUCUUGCUACAGAGCGGCAAGGCCAUGAAUUGUCCGAAGUGCAACAUAGUCUUCCAGAAGAGAGACGGCUGCGAUUGGCUCCGCUGCUCUGUGUGCAGGACGGAAAUCUGCUGGGUGACCAAACAAGCUCGCUGGGGACCCGACGGAAGAGGAGACACAUCCGGAGGCUGUAAAUGCCGAGUGAAUAAUCAGCGGUGCCAUCCCAACUGCAUCAACUGCCACUGACGCGCUUGUGCCGUUAUGUCAGAGGUUCUCCAACUUUUUGGGUCCGGGGAGCCCUCACAGGGGAGAAAGUACGAGGACACCCUUAUUAUCCUAAUGGCAAUUAAACAUAACGACUACAUGUACCUCAAAAUGCCAGAGACAUUAAAAAGGGACCUAUUUUCGAGAAACUACUACUACCUUAUAUCGCCAACUAUGGCAUACGCGAACCAACUAUUCAGGGAAUACGCUCUUAUUUUUAUAUACAACUAUGAUGCAGCAAAUACGGUAUUGUAUAAACUAUGCACUUUCCCCCCUGUAUUUUACCUUUGUUUUUAUUAGACUGUUAAAAAAGAAAAACAUUAUAUGAGGGUCAAUAUAUCACUGCCAUUAUGGAGUAAGAAAGAAAACCUGCCAUUUUCAGUGAUAUUUUGUCUUUCUUGAAUAGCGGCUAAAACACUUGAUGGUUGCAGAAUAAAUAUGUGCCCCUUG